AUGGCGAUAUUCAAGAAGAACUCGCUGAAAACGCGGGAUGAUCAGAAGACCAACGCUGCAGAGUUGACGUUACGGCAAUCGAUCUAUCCGAUCUGCUUGGUUACGAUUCUGUUCUUCCUUUGGGGGUUUUCGUACGGACUUCUCGAUACAUUGAACAAGCAUUUCCAAAAUACGCUUGGCAUCACAAGAUCUCGGUCUUCGGGAUUGCAGGCAGCUUACUUUGGAGCAUACCCCCUUGCUUCGCUCGGACAUGCGAAUUGGAUCCUUAGACACUAUGGAUACAAGCCCGUCUUCAUUUGGGGUCUCUGUCUUUACGGUAUCGGUGCGCUGGUCGCAUGGCCUUGUCUCCUCCAUCGCUCAUUCGGAGGAUUUUGUGCUGCAAUUUUCAUCAUUGGUAAUGGAUUGGGUUCGCUGGAAACUGCUGCCAAUCCAUACAUCACUGUUUGCGGACCUCCUCGCUAUGCAGAGAUGAGAAUCAAUAUCUCCCAAGCCUUCAACGGAAUUGGUACGGUCGUGGCCCCAGUGCUAGGCUCCUACGUCUUCUUCAAGCAGACCGGCGACGACACCAAAUCUCUGAAGAGUGUGCAAUGGGUCUACCUAGCCAUCGCAUGCUUCGUCUUCCUCCUAGCCGUAGUCUUCUACUUCUCUCCAAUCCCCGAAAUCACAGACGCAGACAUGGCCUUCCAAGCCGAAGAAACCCACGCCAACGAAGACAUCAAGCCCUUCCGCAAACAGUACCGGCUCUUCCACGCUGCCUUCGCGCAGUUCUGCUACACUGGCGCACAAGUCGCCAUUGCUAGCUAUUUCAUCAAUUACGUCAAUGAGACGCGACGCAACACAGAUCCAUCCCUCGCUGCUAAGUUCCUAGCUGGGGCUCAAGGCGCUUUCGCACUAGGACGAUUCGUUGGCGUGGGGAUGAUGAAGUUUAUACGGCCGCGCUGGGUUUUCUUGUUCUUCCUAGGUAUGUGUAUUGUGUUCAUCGCACCGUCUAUUACCCAGAGGGAGAACACGGGUAUGUCGAUGCUGUAUGUUACACUCUUCUUCGAGAGUAUAUGCUUCCCCACGAUCGUCGCGCUGGGUAUGCGUGGACUGGGCAAAUACACCAAACGUGGCUCGGGAGUCAUCGUAGGUGGAGUCGCUGGGGGCGCUGUUGUUCCUCCUUUGCUGGGAGCUGCUGCUGAUGCGAAUGACUCGACUGCUAUUGCGAUGAGUGUCCCGCUUGCUUUCUUUGUGGCGGCUUUCACUUAUGCGGUUUGUGUGAACUUCGUGCCGGCGUAUAGGGAUGUGGCGGAUAAGUUUACGGUUGCGGAGGUGGGUAUGGCGGGGAAUAUUGCGAAGGUGCAGGCGGGAAUUCUGGCUGAUAAUCCGACUGCGAGGGGAGAUGAGGAGAAGGCUGGUGCGUUGGAAAGGGAGGAUGUUACUGCAGCGCCGGAGGUGAAGUAUUGA
Cadophora gregata is the source of this 1446-nucleotide messenger RNA. RefSeq lists its product as uncharacterized. The record is from RefSeq and is a predicted model, not a curated record. Bases 1 to 1446 code for a protein of 481 amino acids. Lineage: Eukaryota; Fungi; Ascomycota; Leotiomycetes; Helotiales; Ploettnerulaceae. Gene Ontology annotation, molecular function: transmembrane transporter activity. The transcript is spliced from 5 exons. Gene Ontology annotation, biological process: transmembrane transport.